Messenger RNA from Aegilops tauschii subsp. strangulata, 1318 nucleotides. RefSeq lists its product as uncharacterized. The record is from RefSeq and is a predicted model, not a curated record. Gene Ontology annotation, molecular function: protein binding. Lineage: Eukaryota; Viridiplantae; Streptophyta; Magnoliopsida; Poales; Poaceae.
AUGGCUUCCUUCCCGUACAGUCCCCGCCUGCGGCAGCCGGAGUCCUCCGCCUGGCCCGACCUCCCUCCGGAGCUCCUGGAGAAGGUCUUCCGCUCGCUCGACCCGCUCGGCCGCGUAGCCGUCCGGCUCGUCUGCUCCUCGUGGCGCUCCUGUGCGCGGGCCGCUCCGGCUCCAUUCCCGGCGCCAUUCGAGGCCCCACUUCUCCUCCUCCGCCGCCAAGGAUCCGGCAGCGAACUUGCCGUCUUCAGCCUCAGGCGCCGCGAGAUCCUUCCCUUCGCCCUCCCGGCCGGCCGGUGCUGCGGGCAGAUCGGCGGCUGGCUAGCGAUGGCCUCGGACGGGGACCGCGCCGUCGCGCUCUGCAACGUCUUCUCCGGCGAGUCCGUCGCCCUGGCCCAGGCCCUCGCUUUCCCGGUCGCCAAGGUCGUGCUCUCCGCGCCGCCCACCUCCCUCGGCUGGGUGGCCGCCCUGCUCAGCCGCUCGGGCCGCACGGUCGAGCUCGUCCGGCCGGACAGCGUCAUGUCCGUCUCCGGCAGGACCACGAUCGACGCCGGCGGCUCGGGGCACGGAGGUUUCCAGGACGUGGCGUUCUGGCGCGGCCGGCUGUGCGCCCUGGCCGACGACGGCGCGGUCCUCGCGUACCGCGCGAACCUCCGCGCGCGCGUGGCGGCGGUAUGCGAGCUGCGCGGGGAGGAGGUCGGGCACCAGCUGUACAACUGGGAUUGGCGGCGCGUGAACCUGGUGGAGUCCGAUGGGGAGCUCCUCCUGGUGGCGAGGAAAGUAGUGCAGGGCAUAAGGCGGUGUUCGUGCCGGCCGAGGUAUUCGGUUGAGGUGGAGGUGCGGCGGUUCCUGCCGGCGCGGCGGGAGUGGGAGGCGGCGACGGAGCUGCCCGGAGGGAAGGCUGUGUUCGUGGGGACGGCGGCGUCGGUGGCGGUGUCGCCGGCGGCGGCGCUCGGUGUUCGGAAGAACUGCGUGUACUUUGCGCAGCGGAACGAGGGGACGACGUCGCGGCACGCCAUCGGCGUGUACUCGCUGGGCGACCGGGAGACAACGGUGGUGGGCAUCGCCGGCGGGCACUUUGUCGACGUCGAGCCCUUCUGGAUUUCCCCGUCGGUCGCCUGAUCUGAACCCCCGCCUGCGUGCCACGGCAUGUCUGUGUGAAUAACCAGCAAUCGUAACCUCCUGCUGGCUGCUACAGUGGUGCGAGUGCGUUGUACUCAUGCGUGUGAUCUCUUUCCUGCAUUGUCAUUCAAAAAAGAGUGCUAGUUGAUGUAUCUAAAAAAUGUUUCUUACGCCCCCUAAAAAAAUAGUUUCUUAAAAA